Myiozetetes cayanensis is the source of this 8956-nucleotide messenger RNA. It is a transcript of the gene TMEM174, whose product is annotated as transmembrane protein 174. NCBI's taxonomy places the organism in Eukaryota, Metazoa, Chordata, Aves, Passeriformes, Tyrannidae. The record is from RefSeq and is a predicted model, not a curated record. Bases 6215 to 6943 code for a protein of 242 amino acids. The transcript is spliced from 2 exons.
UAAAUGCUUACAUUUUGUUCUGCCUGGUAACAAACACUCCAUAGCUUUAUUUAGACUGUCUCUGGUCCUUAUGUAAGUAUAAUCCCUAUGAAAAUCAGUUUUAGCUACAGUUAAGAGCCCUAAGGCAACCCUGAGGAUAGUUAAUAGGCUAACAGUUUAACUGUAGUAGUGACUGAUUUCAGGGGGAUUAUACUGCAGUUUUACAUCAUCAUUCACGGUUUAUACAAGGAGUGCUUGUUCUGUGAAAUGGAGUGCCUCAGAGCAGUAGUAUCUUUGAGGUGCAGACAUUACUUAUCAGUAUAUGCAGGAGAGGCAGUUUCAUGGAAACAGAUGCAACGAAUGUUUUUAACCGACACAGCACUUGACAGACCCUUUGGAAAUACAACCCUCUUAGGUCCUCCAUCCCACUGUUCUAGUUCUGUUGUGUGAUUGUUUGCACCUCUUCCUGAACAGAAGGAUUUGCUUCUGGUAGGUAAUGUUUGACACUUUACUGUUUGAGAAAAACAGACAUGAUUCUGUGCCCAGAAAAAGAAGUGGCAAAGCUAAUAUUUGGUCUUGGUUCAGCAUGGUGAACUUACCACCAUUAAAACAUCUUGCAACAGUGAUCUCUGUAUUGUUCAGCUGAGUCUCUGAACAUGUGCGUGCUUUGGGACCUCACCUGCACCUCAGCUUGUAUUCUACCUUGCUGAAUCUGGCUGUAACAGAAUACCAGACUAUGAAUUAAGCAUUCAAAUUCUCUCCUGUGCCUAGGGAAAGGCGGUUAGCUUGUCUCAUCCUCCUAUGAACAUGCCUCUCGCCUGCUGAGUGCUUUAGAGAGAUGUUCAGGAGCUCCUGCAUUUGCCAUUUCCAAUUCUGUGGUGUUCCCUCAGUCAUGCUAGAGCAGCUUUUUGCACAGCCACACAAAAACAAACCAGCCAGCAAGAGGUAUAUUUAGCCAGCAAUAGAGCUGAGGGGCUUAUGCACGCAAAGUAAUGAGCAAACACAACACAAAGAGGGAUUUUGUAUGUGGGAACUGAUUAAACUGGCAUGACUCAGCCAUGGGAAAUGUCUGCAUGAAGAAAGGGAAUCCACAAAAGCCAGUAGGCAUAUUAUCCUCUUUUCUCUCAAAUGUUUUUUACCUAGUGAGUUUUUCAAGGAUGCUGCUCCUUGUGUGCCAUCUGCAGUACAAGCUAUGGUUUCCAUCCUUUUGAUUAUUCUUUUUUUAGCUUUUGUUUGACCUGUUUUAACAGUGAUGGCCACUGCUGUGCAUGAUGUGUGCCUACAAAGCCUUGCACAUGUUGAAGGAGCCUGUUUCUCUCCAGAUUUCUCAUGCUAUUCCAUAACAAGGACAGAAGCUGGGAUAUUUUACCUGAAAGAUACCAUGCAACCAAGACCCCCGUUGGCUCUAUGCUUUUGUCUGGAACACAUAUUUUCUGAAAAGGCUUGACAUCAAAAAAGUGUUUAAACAAAUCUUAAAAUAUGUCACCAUUUAAAAAAAAAAAAAUACAGUCGCAUCUGAAAAAGUAUUAACCUUUUUUGCUGCCUGCAACCUGCUGAGUCAGUUGUUCUCAAAAUGUACCCAAGAGACCACACAAAUCAAGUAGCAUAUGUUGACUCAGCUGAGUCCUCUAUAGGAACAACAUUAUCUUCUUGUUUUUCUUCAAGGUUAUUGUGUUUUGAUCAUCUACUGCAGAGUCUUCAGUGUAGAUCCCUUUACUUCUAAAAAAGCCAUCUUCACAGAAACCACAGUUUAGAAAGCUGCUGACCUGAGUUUCCUGUGAAGUCUAGGUGUUACCUCUGAGAACAAGGAUUGAAAACAGAAUUUCCUUCUGUAUGAUUUAGAGAAGAUGCUUAUGAGAUACUUCAGUGUGUAGCUGUAUAAGCGUCUUCUACAUUUGACUUGAAGAAUCAUUACUUGAACACUCAGUGCAUGUGCUGGGUGCAUCUCCAUAAACUGCUCAGCACUGAGGGAGUUAACACUGCCAAUGCAACAGUAUUUGCCUACCAUGUUGUUGAAAUCUUGCAGGAAGGUCGGAAAAUUUGAGUAAGGGGCUAAGCAGAUCUGUCUUCAGCGCUCUAGGCUACCACUGGGUGAACAGCAUUAGAGGGAGGAAUUUUUGAUGUGGCAAGUAGGAGUGAAAUGUCUGUAUUAGAAAGGAAGCAACUCCUUGUAAAAUUAUAAAAGUAGUUUAAAAUAAUAUGGAAUAGCUUUUUUAUUGCGGAAAUGAGAUACUUUACUGUCACACUAAUGGUGCUAUAACCCUCUUUCUGUCCUUAGGUUAGCUAAAGUGCUUGACAUACAAAUGUUAGCGAGCAAAUCAAGUUGGUUACUGAUUCACACUUACUUAAACAGGCAAAGUGGGAGGUAAGGGUUGCUUAUCCUUUCUAAGUGAAGUUAAGAUCUCUUUUGCUGCCAGCACUGAGAUUGCUCCACUUCUAACUGCAGCACUGCAAUUCUUUGAAUGUGAGAAGGAUUCACAAAAAUAUAAUGAAUUCCUUUUCUCUAGGAGUCUUUCUUCCUAAAUCACCAGCAACUGAAAAAAUGAACAGUUAACUCAUCUGAAAAACUAAAGUUGCACAGAUCUUUGCAACAUUGCUAUGUUUUUAGGAUAAUGACGCUGGAUUGCACCUCCCCACCCUUGCCCUUUGUGUUGCUGUAUCCAUUUAUCCCUUUUCCAUCCUAUCUCUUCAGAGUCAUGGCUUCUAGGUCCAGUCCCUCCACAGUUCCACAGUGAAUGUGCCAGACUUCAUCUAGAUCAGUGCUUCUCCCUCUAUCAUACAUGCAUAUAUCUAAAUUGUAAGUAUGAAAAUACUUUCAGUUUGGUGUGCCUGCCAACAAGAUUUCCCUGGAGCAUAUAAAACCACCUUGCAGGUAAACAUAGUUGUGGGUAGCUGGCUAAACCUGCUACUCUCAAUUUGGUUUUGCUUUGGUGCUGGCAGAGCAGUAGUUCAAAGCCCUGGAGUGCAAGGCCCACUUGUGGUGGUUUUUCAUAUACUGCCCUUACACGUAUUAUUUGUAUUUUCCACUAAAGAUGCCAUGUGCAGUUGCCUUUCCUCAGGAAAAAGUCUCGCUAAGUCAAGUCAUUGGCUCUUUAAUCUCCCUACAACUGAAUGUUUCAUUAUGGAGUGAUAAUUUGUACCUACUCAUUUUUAAGCCAAUCAGUGUGCAAUACCACGUUAUGUGGUUUCCAUUUGCAUGUUCUUUGACUAAGUCCCUGCCUACAUUACAGGAGUAUGAGAAAAUAAAACCUUACUACAACAGGCUGAUAACAUAUACAACUGUAAAAAUAAGUAACAGAAGGAGAGAAGAAAAGGGUUAAGUGAGAGCCUGUGUUUACUAGGAUGGCUCUUGAAAUAAGUUAGAGAACUGAGGACAUGCAGAGCACCUGCUUCCAGCAGCAAGCGCUGCAGGAGAAGUCUGCAUUGGUGAAAGAAAAUGAUGUAGAAGAACAGAAGGCAAAGCAGUGCAUGUGCUGAGGGGUAAGGUCUGAAGCAGAUGAGAACAAAACUGUAGUGAGAUCUGAAAACAGCACUUAUUCUGAAAAACCUCACUCUGACCAAUUUCUUAGGUUUUGCAAAACUGUUUUGUUUAGGAGUUAUUCAAAGUAAAAAGAGAUGCAUUUAGUAAAUCAGCAUCUUUAAGUGAAUUCCCAGAACACAUGCUUAUUGGCAAAGAAAAGUACUGGCCUUAAAAAAACCUAUGUGAUCCAAUAAUCUCUUAAGACCUUGACAGCUGCCUGAAUGCAGCAUUAGCACUGUCUGGGGAAAUAAUUGGAGAAAUGUGGGGAGUCUUAGAGGAAACUAUAUCUUACAAAGAGAGGGCAGUUUACAGAGAAAGUAAUUUUAAUGUAAGUUUCACAGAAAUUUCACAGAAUAUUCUGAAUUGGAAGGGACCCACAAGGAUUAUUGAGUCCAGUUUUUAACUGAAUGGCCCAUACAGGAAUCAAAUGCACAACCUUGGUGUUAUUAACACCAUGCUCUAAGCAGCUGAGCCAAUCUCGGGAUGGAUUCUACUGCACCAAAUGGGAAGUGUUUUCCAUCCUAUUUUCAAAGUUCCAGUGGCAAGUAGCCUGGGAAAGAAAUAAAAAAGAAACCUAUAUUCUCCAGCUCUACUGUGCACUUGCUCAACAAUCAUGAAGUCAUGUCCUAGACCAGAGGCAAAGAGACAGCCAUGGGAUGACACAACACCCAACCUGGAAAAUUCUGAUUCCAAACAGAAUCUAAGGACCACUGCAUAGGAUUGAGGAUGUUCUUCAGCACAAUCCAUUGCAAAUAGCAGUUGCAGAGUUCUUGAAUGAAUGAGAGGAGAAAGGUGACAAUACAUCUGUAUGUUCUAUUAGUAAGAGAGCCAUUAUAAUACAGUGCUGCUUUUAAAAGGAUGUUGGAAAAUCUGGAAGAUACAGCAGUGGUAAGAAUGAUUCAUGGUCUGGAAAAACCUGAUUUUCAAAGAGCAGUAAUAGAAGUUCAUUCCAUUAAGUUUAACAAACAUAAAGUUAAAGAUUACUUAAAUUUUGGCUACAAUUACCAAUACAAGGACAGAUUGUCUAGUAUUUCAGCACUUUCUAAUUUAGUUAUCAUAUGAAACCACUGCACUGCAAGCCUGAACUCUUUGCACCAUAAGAGGUGCAGGGAAUCCUGACUAGACUUGGUGCUGUGGGAAAGGCUGAUCUUGAGUGUAUUUGUCAAAAAAUUUGCUGGCACCAUGGAUGAUGGAAGAGACAUAAUACUGACUUUAGAAACUUCACAGAUGUUUUUUUAAAGGAAUCCAGCAGUAAUAGGUGUUAGACCUAAUCCAGACCACACAAGGUCUAUCUGUUAUCAAAUGAGAAAGACAUAUCUUAAUUGCAUUCAGCAUCAGUUCUGAAGAUGCCAAAUUUGGUGGGCAGCCCCUUUCAGAAGAGAGCUGUUGUGACACUCUGUGAUAAGAAUGCACACUAGACUAAAGGCACCAUAACUGACUUCGAAGAAGCAGUCUGAAAGGUCAGUUUUCUAGUUCUAGGGCUAUUUUUACCUUAAAAAUCUCAGGAUAAGCUUGCUUCCCCAGAGCUCCUGCUAGCAGGAAAUAGCAUUAUGGGUUAUACUCUCUGAGUAGUAACCAAUGUCCUGUGUAUAGUCAUGUGCCAUGCUAGUCAAACAGAUCAAGUUGUUGGAGAUUUUCUUCCUUAAGGAAUUAUACAAAGACAUUCUACCAUAACCCUCCAAGAACAAUUACUUUGUUCUGAAACUCUUAGGAAACAAAAAAUCACAAAAUUCAGUUAAUCUUCCUGCUUAAUAUAUGGGACAUAAAUUCAGCAGAACAAUUCAUUGUGAUGUGAAAAAGUAUUCUAGGUACUUCUGAGUACAGGAUAAGAUCCCUUGCUCUACCAGAUUUAGCAUUACAGGAGAUGCUUUCCUAUUCUUGCAGUGAUAGGCAUUACUCUGUAUAAAAUCUGAGGAAGGGAUGGAGAUCCCACAACAAAAAACGUCCACAAUUAAGGGGAAAUUACAGGGCAAUUAUGCUAACUUUAAGCAGCUGGAAAGCUUUGGUUGGCUUAAAGUAACAUUUCUCCCAUAACCAGCAGCUCUUCCAGGUUUUUCAGCGCUCACUGACCUGUUACUGCUUACUCUCCCACCCACCCAGUGGUUGCCCCAGCAAAAUAUCAGAAAGCUUACUUUGAUAUUUUUUAAAACCAUGGAAGCUCUGGACUGCAGAACCAGCUGCAAGAGAGGUCCAGGCACAGCUAUAAAUGUCAUGCUUCAGAGCACAGCAAAGCAUUCCUGGCAGUGGCCAUGCAUUCUCCUGCAGAAAAUGGAGCUGGAAAUGGAGAGCCAGAAUUUUCACACUGCUGUUGACUAAACAGAUGCUGUCCAUAUGUUGGAUGCAUCAACUAGCUGGGGCCUAGGAAAAACUGCAAUAGUUCCAGCUUCCCUUUUCUCCCAUCCAGUGUGGACACAGUAAGUAUCACAGGUGCUAAAUUAAAGAAGAGGAUAAACAAAGAGAUAAGCAGCCGUUCAAGGGUGAAACCAUUUCGGAAGUGAUGGUGGUAAUUCAAGAAAUAUUUAGCAAUGGCUUCAGGCUUCACUUCCCAGACCUUUAUUCUCCUAAGCAAAGUUUAUUCUUUCACAUGAUGGACUCUGUUAACCAUACACACACAAAGUUCUUGUAUAACUAACCUGAACCUUCGACUUUAAAUGCUCUGCUAAGUCCCUUACAAGCCCCCUUUCUCUUGAGGCAGAAGAUACGUUAUACUCAGUAAUGGAGCAAAACAACAACAAUGUAGAAGAUUUUUCCUUGAAUGUCUUUUCUGUCACUCCUUGUCAGCCAAAUAGAUCUGAUGCGCUAGUGUCAGAUGGGGAUAAAGCUGGCACUACUCUGCUCUUUUCAGGUGUGUUUUUGGGGCUGGUGGGGAUCACUUUCACCGUGAUGGGAUGGAUAAAAUACGAUGGCAUUACUCACCUGGAAUGGACUCAGUUACUGGGGCCUAUUCUGCUUUCUGUCGGGGUGACUUUUAUUCUGAUUGCUGUUUGUAAAUUUAACAUGCUUACAUGCAAGCCCUGUAAAGAAAGAGAGGAAAAUACAUCAGAACUCGACCAGACUGCAAGCGGGCAGUCCUUUGUCUUCACCGGCAUUAACCAGCCUAUAACUUUUCAUGGUGCCACAGUGGUACAGUACAUCCCUCCACCAUACCCAUCCCAGGAAGGCAUUCCUGUGACUCCCAGCUACCUUCACCCAGUGCUCAGCUGCUGCAGUGCUGUUUCCUCCAGUGCUUCUCCGAUUCCCACCCCAGGCUCUCCUCACUUCUGCCCUGCUUACCCUCUGGAUAACCUGGCUUUUACUGGAGAUGAGAGCUACACCACUUAUCCUGCAGAGAAUACCAGGAAUCACAGGUCAGAGGACAGUUCUGAUGAGCCAGAAGAACUGGGGGAAGACUGUAAUAACUUGUUACCUCCACCUUAUGAAGAAAUAUACCCACUGUCUUCGUAAAAUCACCAUGGACAACAGAUGACAAUUCUAAGAAACACCAACAUGAAUCCCAGAAAAUCUUUUCUUUAAGCACUUGUGUGAUAAGCAAGUGUGAGCAAGAUCUUGGUACUGCUACGCAGUUCAGUAUCACUGAAGAUAUUUGUCCAAUCCCUUCUUUUUCUCUGUCAAAAUUCAUUAGCCCUUUGUGAUGCAGUUUAAUAACAGAGCUAUUAAUUAUUUAAUAGCAAGGCUAUUAAACUCAAGGAUCUAAAUCCAUAUUAGGACUCCCUAGUAAGAAACUUGAUUUUUAGACGUGCUGAAAGCAGUGUGAACUGUAAGAUGUUUGUGGAAGGUCAUGAUUGCUCCUGGAUAUUCAGCAUCACUGGAAAACAUUUGAUUUAUUCUUGGUAUAUUUUUACUCUUGAUUGCUUGGGAAACUGCAGAAGUGCUCAAGUCUGAUCCAUGAAAGUGCAUAUUAUAUCUUAAUUCUGUUGGAUUCUUUAGGCUAGCUUACUCAUUAAUAAGUCCAGUCUACAGAUUAGGCUCCCUCUGUUUGGUUUAUCUGCACAACUCAGUCCUGUAGGCAUUUUUGGAGCACUCUGCUUGAACCAGAGCAUCUUAGAACAGAGAAAACACAAAUAGUGACCUCUGCCCGCUUUACACAGAUCUCUAAGAGAUCUUGCCUGUGUCAAAUUCAGUUCCCUUCCCCACCUGCUGGGAUGCAAAGCACUGUCUCCCACGAGGAGUCUAAAUAAUAACUAGUAGGUUAAUGUGUCUACAGAAAACGGCACCUUUCUGAAGCCUUGGCAGGGGUGUGUGGUCCUGCCACUGUCAAGGACUGACAAUCACAGCUUUUGCGUGCUGCACCCUCGCUCUGUGGUAGAGCACACAACUCAGUCUGUAGGGAUUAUGGGAUGCAUCAACUUUCUCUUACUUGUCAACACAGCUGUCUCAGCUCUGGCCAGAUUUCAUCUAUCUGUCAUUGAUCUCAUUCCUGAGGGCUGGAAAAGCUUGGCGCUUGAGCACAGACAGUUGCACACCAAACGGAUGUAUCUGACUGCUGGAAGUCAUGCAGCCUCCCUAGGCUCUGGAUGGAAAGGUGCAUUCAGAAUAUUGCCCAUUUGCAUGAAGCUGCAAGUGCACACCAACCUCCUUGUCCUGUAUACUUAGAGCUUGCCAAGAAAUAAAGCAUUUUUGGAGAGACACAAGCCAACCACUGCACUCCACAGUGGUGGACAAGACACUAACAGAGGUCAUAUUUGGGUCACAAUAUGUAAACUGACUCAAAGCUGGAUUAACAACUGAAGCAGCAGCUACUGAACAGUGACUACGAACUAUGUGCGGGGUUUUUCUCACUAGAGAAAUACGGGGCAUGCUGGUUUUCAGCAGUGAUGGAUGGAGUUAGCAGGUAGGCACGUGUGGUUGGAGAAAGGGAGGCAUGCUGUUUUCAGUAUGAUCUCUAUGGGAUUGAGUGAGAGAACAGAAGAUCUAAAAAUAAAUGCAAGUUUCUUUUAUGGAAGUCUCUUGCUCCUCUUCCAGAAUUUACACGGAGGUGAACUCAUCCUCCCUCCACAGCAGGAAACUGGAAGGUCCCAAAUCCCCAGUUAGUUCCACAUGGACAGAUCCCUGCACUUAGCACGUAGUUCUGCUGACUCCAGCAAGCACUGCUAUAGCACAGAGGUCAGGCUUGAUGGAUCCAAUUGCAGGACUAGGGUCAAAAUUUCUACUCGGUCACCCUCCCCCACAACAGGAACAUUCCUUCUAUCAGAAACCACAGACUUCUCCUGCUGCUCUGCCCCCCCAUAUAUAUGGCAGUUUUCUGCUGUGGAGGGAGGAUGAGUUCACCUCCGUGUAAAUUCUUACAUCAAAUUAUACUGUCAGAGUAAAUUAAAAAACCUAGAAGGUUGCACUAUGGACUUCAUAUUUAUUUUAAAGUUUAUUUCUGUAGACUCUAAAUUUGUUGAAAGAGCCCUCGGUUUCUUUUUAAAGAGAAGACUGAACACUGAAUUUAAAUAGCUACAUAUUAAAAUUAUC